AUCAGAUCAGAGGAGAAAACUCCAUUGAGGAGAGGCAGCGAGGAAGAGAGGGGAGCGGGGCUCACCAUUCUUCGGCUCCUUCGCUUGUACUAGCAUUCGAGGAAGGAGAACAAUGUUCGAAUGGCCCAGUAUAGGCAAUCGGGCACCGAUCGAUUCUCCGCUCGGAGCCAGAUGGAUUCUGCAGUCGCCGGAGACCAGAUCGGCAUCCGGAUCCCACAAAAGUCCGGCCGUGUUCGCCGCGCCAAGUCGUCGAGUCAACUAUCCGCCGCCGCAGUGGUCGUUGGAGUGACUCUUGUUUUUGGCUUCUACGUCUCCAUCCUCGCCUUCCACCGCCUAUCCGGUUUUAGAGAAAUACCGAGCAGAUUAGACGAGUACGGCGAAAAGAACAGAUCAGGUCCUCGGCCGAGACUGGAACGUACGCUGGCUUUCAAGGAACUUAGAUUUGGUCACUUCACUGGCGGGAGUGGUCGGGAUUCUAGAUAUUGGGAUGGGGACGACCGGCGGCGGGAUAUCGAUUACAGUGAGGAGGAAGCUACAGGGAGGAACUUGGGGAGUGAUUCCGGGAAGAGCAAGCUUCUGGAGGAGGGAACGGUUGAGAGGGCACAAGGGAAAAGCAGGAGCGGGAGAUUGUACAAUGAGGGCGGGCGAAAAGAGUUGGAUUCUUACAAGAAGAAAUAUGAGGAUUCUUUAAAGACUGGCUUGCAGACAAGGGAUGAUGGUUGGGUGGAGCAGGCUAAUACUUUUGAUGAGUAUGAUGAUGACUUUGAUGAGCAGGAUGAACUUGAAGAUUUGCGAAAUGAGAGGGAUGAUUGGGAUUUUUCUGCUGACAGUGAAGUUGUUUCUGCUGGUGCUGAUGAUGAAUUCAGGGGAUUGAGUAAUGUUGGUGCUGUUAGAAAAGAUGCAUUUUCGAAUUCAAAUGUAAAAACUUCUGGUGAGGUUUGGAGCAAUAUUGGUCAGCAGUCUCAAAUGGAUGGUGGUGAUGGCGUUCGUGCUACUGGUAGGGAAUCUAGUUCUAGUUCAGGGAGGAAAAUUGAAUUGAAAAGAAAACCGAAACACCACAAGUCUUCUCGUUCAUCUUGUGAGAUGAAGUUCCAAGAUUUUACAGCUUUGCUUGUUGAACCUCUAGAGAACAAGAAAUUUUCUAGAUUUUCAUUGCAGUAUGCAGAAAUUGAAGAAAAACCCAGCGGAAUAGAAGACUGGGAACCGAGAUUUGCUGGCCAUCAGUCUCCUCAAGAAAGAGAACAGUCAUAUUUUGCCCAUGACCAGAAGAUCAACUGCGGGUUUAUUAAAGGUCCUCCAGGCUCACUUAAUACUGGUUUUGAUUUGGCAGAAGAUGAUAUGAAAUACAUGAGCAGUUGCCACAUAGCUGUAUCUUCAUGCAUCUUUGGAAAUUCUGAUCAUUUAAGAACACCUUAUCUUAAGACGAUUUCACGCCAGUCUAGGAAAAAUGUCUGCUUUAUUAUGUUUGUGGAUGAGAUUACAUUGCAGACGUUACUUUCAGAAGGGCAGAAGAUGGACAGUACAGGUUUUAUUGGUUUGUGGAAGAUUGUGGUUGUUCAUAACUUACCUUACCCUGAUAUGAGGAGAGUUGGGAAAAUACCCAAGUUUUUGACACAUCGACUUUUCCCAUCUGCCAGAUAUUCAAUUUGGCUUGAUAGCAAAUUACGUCUACAAAAUGAUCCCUACCUCAUCUUAGAAUAUUUCCUAUGGAGAAAAGGUUAUGAAUAUGCCAUCUCCAACCACUAUGACCGGCACUGUGUUUGGGAGGAGGUUGCCCAGAACAAGAAGCUGAACAAGUACAACCACACUGUUAUCGAUCAACAGUUUGAGUUCUAUCUCUCAGAUGGCCUCAAAAGAUUCGACCCGUCGGAUCCCAACAAAUUGCUUCCUAGCUAUGUACCAGAGGGCUCCUUCAUUGUGCGAGCACACACGCCAAUGUCGAACUUAUUUUCGUGCCUUUGGUUUAACGAAGUGGACCGCUGGACUCCUCGUGACCAGCUGAGCUUUGCCUAUACUUAUUUGAAGAUUAGAAGGAAGAAUCCUGACAAGAACUUUCAUUUAAACAUGUUCAAGGAUUGUGAGAGGCGGUCCAUAGCAAAGCUUUUUCACCACAGAGCAGAAGAUAGAAGGAAUAUAUCUUUACAAUAGCAAUUAUUGAAAGCCUCAGAAAUACAAUCCUUCUCUAUUAACAGGAGGUAUCUCACCUGCCAUUAUUUAGUUUUUUUUUUUAGUUCCUUGGAUUAAAGGGUUUUAGAACUCCAAGUUCUUUGUUGCUGUCCUUUUAUUAUUUCAUUUUUCUUAGUACUUUUAAUGGUUCCAGUGAUGAUUAAAAGCUUGUAAAAAUCUCAUCCCACUGAGAAUUCU
Messenger RNA from Phalaenopsis equestris, 2364 nucleotides. RefSeq lists its product as uncharacterized. The transcript has 7 exons. The record is from RefSeq and is a predicted model, not a curated record. Lineage: Eukaryota; Viridiplantae; Streptophyta; Magnoliopsida; Asparagales; Orchidaceae. The coding region runs from base 121 to 2148 and encodes 675 amino acids.